Molecule: messenger RNA, 306 nt
Organism: Pseudozyma hubeiensis SY62
Lineage: Eukaryota; Fungi; Basidiomycota; Ustilaginomycetes; Ustilaginales; Ustilaginaceae
Exons: 2
Coding region: 1-306 (101 amino acids)
Biological process (GO): protein N-linked glycosylation
Source: RefSeq, a predicted model, not a curated record
AUGCUGACUUUGGGCCUGAGCUUUGAUCGCCGCUUCCUUGGUGUGACGAUGCUGCGCUAUUAUAGGUUGCCAAAACGAAGCGUCACAGCCAAAGAGAUCAUCGUCGGCGUAGUGGCAAGUCUGCAGGCAGGCUUUGGCGUCGUGGCUCUGUUCAAUGCUGUUGGCGUAUCUCCUCUGACCGCAUCGAGGGGAGAAGCCCACACCGGUGACCACACCCAGGACAAGCUCAAACUCAUCGUUGGCCUGCACUGCAGCGUCCCCACCAACCCGCAUCGGCGCCACUCAUCGGCGUCUCCGACCUUCUGA